Messenger RNA from Clupea harengus (Atlantic herring), 2614 nucleotides. It is a transcript of the gene gtf3c4, whose product is annotated as general transcription factor IIIC subunit 4. NCBI's taxonomy places the organism in Eukaryota, Metazoa, Chordata, Actinopteri, Clupeiformes, Clupeidae. Gene Ontology annotation, biological process: transcription initiation at RNA polymerase III promoter. Gene Ontology annotation, molecular function: histone acetyltransferase activity. The record is from RefSeq and is a predicted model, not a curated record. Gene Ontology annotation, cellular component: transcription factor TFIIIC complex.
AAUUUCCUGGAGACGGAAUCUUUAUUUUUCAUUUGGAAAAUGGCGGCUUCUAGCCCAACUUGUGCCCCAGAUGGGGUGGGGGACGAACCUGCUUCUGAACCCGAACAGGAGACCGACCCAUGGAUGGCACUGGGACCGUUCGUCAAGAGAGAACCUGAGAUAAAAUUAUUGAGUCCGAUCAGUGGUCUCGAGCCCCUCGCGUGGUCUGAGGACCACCGACUUUCAGCUUCUACCUCCACCAGUAUCUCUGUUGUGGAGCUCGUGUGUGAUAUUAAUGUUCAUAACCAGGACUUGAUUCUACACCGAACCAUGAUUCCCGUACCGGAGUCUGUUUACGAGUUGAAGGUGGGCCCAGAGGAAGAAGUCUCGAAAGUGAAAAAUGACUUGGCCUCAUCGAAUGACCCGACUGUGUCACAGCUCUUCAUGAUCGACAAAGUUAUGAAUCCCCAGACAGGGGUACCACGGGGAGUCAAGUACACCAGCUGGUCACCUCUGGGCUGUGACGUCAAUGGCCGCUGCUUGCUAGCCACUCUCACACUGGACAACCGGCUGACGGUGCACAGCAGCCGGAAACGCCUGCAGUGGACGCAGGAGGCGGACUUAACCAAACUGUAUGGUGAAAUGCUAGCGUCCCGUAACUACUCAUCUGUCGCACCGGACAGCUCAUCCUCUUCCUCAUCUUCCUCAACCACUCCUGCGCCACUGUCAGACCCCGAGGAGCUGCGGCGGCGCUACCGCAUGCAGACACCCGUACGCAUGGAGUGGUCGAGCAUGUGCACCACGCAGCAGGUGCAGACCAACAACAAGUGCCAGGAGGUAGAGACGGUGCUGCUGGCAGUGCUGAUGGAGAACGGCGACCUGGUGGUGUGGCAGUUCCGCUUGCCGCUGCAGGGCGAGGACGCGGUGCUCUCCUGCAACACCAUCCCCUCGGGCGUCGCCUCGCCCAGCGUGCUGGCGUGGUGGGAGUACGAGCACGGCGGGCGGCGCAUGAGCGGCCUGAUCGUGGGCAGCAGCUCCGGGCCAGUCAAGAUCCUGCCGGUCAACCUCCGCGCCGUCAAGGGCUACUUCACGCUGCGGCAACCCGUGGUGUUGUGGCCCGAAUCGGACCGCAUCCCCGUUCACCAGAUCCGCUGCGUGACUCUUUUCCAUCCGCAGCACAAGUGCAACUGCAGUCUGGUGGUGGCGGCGCGCGGGUCUUACCUCUUCUGGUGCCUGCUGCUAAUCACCAAGGCUGGCCUGAACGUGCACCACUCUCACGUCACCGGUCUGCACUCCACACCCAUCACCUCGCUGAACGCCGGCCACCACGGCGGCUCGGUGUACACCUGCGCCCUGGACGGCCACGUCAAGAAGCUCACGCCCAUUUUCACGGACAACGCCGUGAUCUUUAAGCAGGAGGAGGUGCCCCUGCCCGAGGGUGUGAUCGGGAGACGCCUGCAUGGCAUCAGCAUCAGCCCGUACGGUGCUUACAUGGCGCUGGUCACCACGGAGGGCAUGACCAACGGGCUGCACCCGGUCGAACGCCACUACCAGGUCCAGUUUGUGACGCUGAAGACACCUGAGGAUGCUGCCACUGAGCUGCUGGAGUCGGGCGUGCAGAAUCUCUUUCGGCAGGCCGACCUGCUGGACCUGCUGCGCUGGAAGGUGCUCCGGGACAAGCGCAUCCCGCCGCUCCUCCUGGACGAGCUGGACGACAAGGUGCACAGCGCCAGCACCACCUACCUGUGGAGACUCAAGCUCUUCCUGUGCCGCGUCUUCUACCAGUCGCUGAAGAAGUCGCCCGCAGAGUCGCGCUGGAGGCCCAACCACGAAGACCACAAAGCCCCCAUGUUGGGGGAGGACGAGGGGGAGAGGGGUGAGGAUGGUGAUGGGGCAGAGGAGAGCCAGGUCCAGGGGGAGGGAGAGGGGGAAGGGCCGAAGGGGGCCAAGGCCGAGGAGGACAGGAUGAAUGAAGUGCAGGCCUGGAUGGAGGUGGUCGAGGUGCACCUGACACGCGAACACAUGAAGCGGGUCCUGGGAGAGGUGUACCUGCACACCUGGAUCACGGAGAACACCAGCAUUCCCACGCGAGGUGUCUGCGACUUCCUUGCCAGUGACAGUUGCGAGGACCGGGCGGCUACGGUUCUGAUUGGACACGUCUGUAAGAAGAUGAACAAGCAGACGUUUCCAGAGUACUGCAGCCUGUGCAAAGACAUACUUCCCUUCAACGACCGCCGGCAGGCCGUGUGUCCAAACGGCCACCUGUGGCUCAGGUGUAUGCUUUCAUACCAGGCAUGCCAGUCCGUGAGCUACAGGCGCUGUUUACUGCAAGAUAGCAUCGCUCGGCUGCCGGGGCCUGAAGACCCGGAGUGGAUCAAGAGGAUCCUGCAGGGACCGUGUGUAUUCUGUGACUCCCCCCUACUUUAGGAUCCCACCCGCCGCUGAGGGGGGCAAAGGUCACUAUGCCUGAAGCAGCCAAUCAGGAUGGACCAUGCUGCUAACAGAUGCCAUAAGAACUCCAUUUCAUGUUGUCAUAUCAGCAUACGAGAGUGAAUUUUAUUUGGUAUUUUGCAGAGUUUUUAUAUACAUGUUGGUGUGUCUAUAUGUAUAAAUAAACAAUUCUUUUCGUUGGAAA